UGACUUCCGUUGAGUUUUUUGACGGUGUGAAAAUUUUAGUAUUCUGGAUGAUACUUUGCACUGUUGCUACUGGCACCUGAAAUAGUUUGGGAAUUUUUUGUGCCCUUUUCUUCAGUUUUUGACAGGUGUAUGAAUAAUUUUGGGCUUAAGUGUAUAUACUAUUUGUUAAUGUCAUUGAGCCAAUAUACAUGUAACGGCGGCGCAAAAGGACAAAGUGCAGGUCAGGAUUAACAGCAAAAACUAAAAUAAAACCAGAAGUCAUGAAAGUAAAUAAAUUGCUGAAAAGAUUCUUCAGAAAACAGUAUAAUUAUUAUUAUAAUAUUGUUAUUAUUAUUGUAGUAUUAGUUUGUUUAGUUUCUUGUUCAACCUACACUGUAAAAGCCUCCCUAUAAAUGAUCAUGAAGCAUAACAAAUAGGAUGCGUGUAAGAAAGGUGGCAUCAUGGCUUCCCGACUUCUGGACCGUUUGAAACGCUCAUUGUUUAAAGAUGGGGUUGCGACAGCACCCCCAGAACGGGAAGCAGAAGGUGGACAAGAAGGUGGAGAAGAUGAGGCCUGCAAGGACCACUGGGAGGCAGAGCUGGAGGAGGAGGACGAGUGCGUGACUGAGAGACUUGGAGGGAUGCUGUGCUUCGACAGCAGCGGAAUAGGAGACGUGGAUGACGGGGCGGACGGGGAGCUGUCAGGAAUGGACAGCGACUCUGACUUCCUGGGAGAGUCGAUGGAGGAGGGGUUGAGCAGCAUGGACACCAGUCCAGUAGGCAUGUCUCCAGUUGGUCCCUCUCCUUCCUCCCUGCUGACUCGGCAGCUUCACGACAGCUGGCGGAGCACAGUGUUCAGUGAGAGAAGCCCCACCUCUCUUGGGAAGCAACAUGCUGACAACAUACUGUUCGAGGUGACGGACGCCAGCGUGGUGCAGGACGGCUCCUCAAAAUAUGUGCUUUACACGAUCCAUGUGAUCCAGUCCGGCGGCAGCGACAAGACCCCAGCCAUCAUCACUCGCAGAUAUUCGGACUUCCAGCGCCUGCAUGCGACACUACGUCGUAACCACGGAGACCAGAUGGAGCGUGUUUGUUUCCCACGGAAGAAGCUGCGGAGGAACUUCACGGCGGAAACCAUCGCUAAGCGCAGCCGAGCCUUCGAACAAUACCUGUCUCACCUCUGCUCCCUGUCCAAUCUGAAGGAGGUGCAGUGCGUCCGACAGUUCUUCUACAUGACUGACCUGCAGGCGGGGCAGGUGCUGAUCAGGGUGGGACGCUACCAGGAGGCGCUGGGACCUCUGCUUAACGCCAAGAGACUGCAAAACAAACUGGGCUGGGCGUGUUACUAUGACAACCUGGCUCAAGCACCGCCACCAUCGUCCACCCAUUGGAUCUUCACUCUGGUGGGACUGUCGAGCUGUUUCCAGGAGGUGGACCAGUUAGAGGAGGCGCGGGACCACUGCGAACUCGCCCUCCGUGUUCUGACACCAGCAGAGACUAAAACGGACAAUACUCCAGCCGACAAGCCGGUGCCUCACCUUGACAGGCCGCACUCGCUGCUCUUGCACUUGUUGAGGGUGGUGGUGAGACUCUCAUGGCAGACAGGGAAGGACAAGCGGUGGUGGGAGGAGAUUCUGAAGCAGCUGGAGGAACAGAGUGAAACAGCGGACAAUCAGACGACCAUCAGAGAGUUUCUGGUCAAACACAACCUGCUGGAGAGUGAGGUGGAGAGCUAGAGCGGUCAUUCAAAGGUCUUAAAUCCUGGAACAUUUUUAGGUUUUUACAUGGCAUGAAACUAUUUUCGUUGGCCCUGAACAUGGCACAACAAGAUACACAGCACCAUAAAGUCGUACUGAUAAGAAAAAUGCAGUUUAUAUAUCCACAGUGACUUUCAACAUUCAAAAACCUGCCAACUUAGCAGCAGUUGGCCAGACAUGACUCAGCAAAAACCUAGCAGCAGGUAGCUUUUAUAUACUGCAUCUAAAAUAUAUGACAGUUAAGAAGGGCAGAGGCAUGUAAGCACAACUUUCUUGCACCACACAAUCAACUUGCUGGUUACAUGCUGCUUUAACUACGCACGACAACAGCUCUUUUGCUGCAGUGGUCAGUAGCUGUUUUAUGUGCAUUAAGCCCGACUGAUAGGGACGCAAACGCUGACCUCGAUACAUGUUUUCAAGGCGGCCAUUUUGUAAUCGCACACUAUGACCUCAUGAAAUGAUGAGGAUGCAUUUUAGUUUUAAAAAUAUAUAUAUGACAUUGAUUUUAUAUAUAUAUAUAUAUAUAUAUAUAUAUCAGGGACUUUUCCGUCUUGUAGUUUAAGCAAUUUCAAUUGUGUCAGUCAAACGUCUCUUUCACUCACUUACUAAUGUACUUUGAUUUACAGGAUUGGAGCUCAGACUUAUUCCCGAUGACACUAGUCGUGGUACUCUGUCUUUGUGCUUGACGUCUGCAGCUAAAGUGAACAAAGACAACCACUAUCAUUGUGACAGACGUUUUGUUGCCUUUACUCAGCUCCUUUACGCACUGCAGGAUAAGCUGUUAAAAUGUCACCAGUUGCACCUGUGUGUUUAAACAUGUAUGUGGUAACUAUGGAGACCUGUGUCUUAAGUGCUUCUGGUGACGUAUAUCAAAUACAGUCAAUGAUGUAUGCGCUAUAAAUAGGCAGGAUUUAAAGGAACAGUAACAAUGGUGCUUUGAUUUGUUCUUUCCUUCCUUCCUCUGAAUGUGAUAAUAUAAAGUAGUUCAUGAGGGACAAAGACAGAAUCACCAGCGCACUAUCGUGGUCUUAUAUCUAUAUUAGCAUGCACAUCCUUCUGGGGCAUUUACAUAUGGAAUCAUGUAGCGCACAUACUAUACACUCCGUGGCUAAAAGGGACUUUUUAAAGUUGUAUUUCUAUUUAGAAUGGGUGGCUAAAAGCACGUUUUGUGAUGAAGAGUUGAGUGAUAGUGAAUAUGAAAAUUUGGAAAGCUUUUUAAUCAGCUCUGAUGCUAAUUUACUAGUUUGUUUCACAUGAUUUUAAGUUAAGUAUUUACGUCUGCACUACAAAGAACUUGAAUAUUUCUUUUAAUAACCAUGAUCAAUCACUAACCAGUCAGAUGAUUAAGGACAUGUUUAUAUUGUUUAUUCAUGCCUGGAUUCAUUGUUACUCAAGUGUGUACAUCAGCUCAAAUUGUGUCUGAAAGUGAAUUAAGUUUGUCUGGGGCUUUAGAGAUAUUUAGAUAUUUGCAUUAUUCACCUAAACAUCUUAUUUUGAGAUUUCUGUGACCAUUUCAGAGCAUUCAAAAUUGAGGUCCAAAUGCUGCCUUAAAGUUUGCAUUCUUUUAUAAACGUGCACUGGUUGUACUUUUUUAUUGUAUUCAGUUGCAUAUAAAUUUGUUGAUAAAAAUUGUGUGUUGAAAAAAAGCGUCUCCUUCUU
Molecule: messenger RNA, 3395 nt
Organism: Synchiropus splendidus (mandarinfish)
Lineage: Eukaryota; Metazoa; Chordata; Actinopteri; Syngnathiformes; Callionymidae
Gene: snx21
Product: sorting nexin family member 21
Exons: 6
Coding region: 441-1715 (424 amino acids)
Biological process (GO): protein transport
Cellular component (GO): early endosome membrane
Molecular function (GO): phosphatidylinositol phosphate binding
Source: RefSeq, a predicted model, not a curated record